Molecule: messenger RNA, 2255 nt
Organism: Lineus longissimus
Lineage: Eukaryota; Metazoa; Nemertea; Pilidiophora; Heteronemertea; Lineidae
Exons: 2
Coding region: 982-1998 (338 amino acids)
Molecular function (GO): acetyltransferase activity
Source: RefSeq, a predicted model, not a curated record
UUUAGUCGUUUGGAAAUUGGUCUGGGCAUGUGGUCUGGUUCCUCAAAUCUGUUCUAUGUACGUGUGGUUCGUCAUCAAGGUUGAUCUUCUGGGUUGAAUGACCGCUCUGGUUCUGUAAAUCGAUUGCACGAAGAUCAGUGUGAUGACAUUUCUCAUCGAAUGAUCCAUAUUUCCCAGUCCAAAUACAUGUAUGUAGCUAAUCACUAGUGUUCGUAUGUAAGACCUUAAGGGAGGACGGAUCGAUUCGCCUGCUGAUGCCUGACAACGGGUCGUCAUGGAAUCCAGGCACAUGCGCCCUGAAGCUCAGGAUGUAGUAUUGUAAAAGGUGCCAGAAUUAUAUCUUUGCAUCUUGACCACCAAUGAUUUUCUGGCAAGUGAGUCCAAUGUACAUUCUUAGAACGGGUAAUUGAUUCCGAUGUAGCAGUGAUUUUAGAUACUUGAUACUUCGACAUUUCAAAUGAAAUAUAAAUGAAAAUUGUUCAACGGCUGCGUAUCUGUGUGAAUCACCCAAAGUCCCACCGCCAUCCGAUAUUCUCAUGGAAUGGACUAUAGACAUUUACCAGUAAUCAUAUACUGUUAUUCACUGGAAUUGAAUUGGAAUCAGGUCAUCCCCGACAUCUACAACAAAAGAUAUUCAAUAUAUUAUACCAGAUGAUUUGAGCCAGGUGCAAUAUGGCUGCAACCACGAUGCACUUAAUAAUAAUGCCGUUGACAACACUUAAGGCUAAAGGUAUCACACAUCACGCCGACGCCUCCACGUGGACGUAAAUAAGCCUGAAGUAAAAGAGGCCGUUCAGACUCAUGCAAAAUGAGGAUCGCGACAGAUCUCAAUUAAACUCUACUUCGCUAGUAAACGACACCUUUAGUACAACAUACGGCUGUUGCUAAGGAAACGGGUGUACCUUUCUGCAAGGACGAGUCUUGUUUGCGGAUAGUCGAUUUCUACUUCAGGAGUACUGAUUUCACGGAAGUGACCUCAUCAUGGAUAAAGAACUAAUAUCCCAACAGGAAGCGUCAGACUUCAUAGAUAAUGUUUUGAAUAUCAAGGUGGAGAAUUUCGAUGAAAGAACAGGGUUACAAUUUCUGAAUACAAUGAUAGAGAGAUUCUUUGAAGAGAUUCCAUUUCAGAAUCUAUACCUUUUAAGCAACACUAGACUACCAUCUUUUGAGGAAAUUAAGAGUAAUAUGUUCAAUAGGGUUGGAGGAAUCUGUUUUGAACUGAACAUGUUCAUGGGGCAGCUGCUACAAGCAUUUGGAUACCACGUCUACAUGGUCAAAGGUGUCGAGAACGGGGGCGAAGACAGUUUGCCACAUACGUUCCUAGUUGCCGAAAAUGUUGAGAAUGAGGGGGACGCAUAUUGUGUGGAUGUGGGAUUUGGUUACCCCAUGUUUUUCGCUGUUCCUAUCCAUGACCUGGCAGUGGGGGACCUGGAUACCAAAGGUUACGCCCUCGGUUAUUGGGCGUUUAAGUUCACAAGGGAAACCGAGGAUAGGUAUUGUCUACGAAGUUUUGACGAUAGCAAACGGCCUCAGGACGUUGUCGAAUUCAUGGAUAAUGUAGAAAUGCCAAAGCACCCAUCUUGGACAGAGGAAUAUUCGUUUUAUUUGAAGCCACUCUCCUACCAGGAGGCGUCUGUGAUUAUGGAACCAGUUUAUACCCUUCCUCUGCAAAGCUACUUCCUCGUAAAUUUCCACUGCGUAACGUUUCGCGGCAAGAAAGCACUGGCUUACAAAAACAUGGCGCUUCUGCGCGAACGUACGCACGACUGUAAACUAAAACUGCAAGAGGUGUUCUAUAGCCUUCCAGACUUGCAGGAAUCCAUCGUGGAACAUUUCACUGCGUUUGAUGAAGAAAUCGUCGAAGCAGCGCUGAAAAAUCUAGAGACAAACCAGGCGAAAUCACCGCAUCUCGUCGCUAAAGUGAACAAGAUGCGAAAACGCUCUAUCUGUCAAGAACGCGCAAUGUCCUUUACGAUCCAUGGAGACAUAUCGCCAUGAACUAGGCUUGUCAAUAGGCUACUGUGGCUUUAGGCUAGACUCCCGGGGGCAGUCUAUUUCGUCAUCCGUCAAGGAAGAGGCCGGUCCACUACGUCCGGGGUGAACUUUAGACAAGACUGAGGAUUUGCGACAAGACUGAAGAUUCGCAGAGGUGCGGCCUCCCAAUCGAUUGACAAUCAGCCAACCACUGAAAACACCAUUCUUUUACGUGUGUUGUCAGUGGGGGUGCAUUUGUCAGUCGAUGGGAUUGGUGGGGA